Molecule: messenger RNA, 1896 nt
Organism: Thyridium curvatum
Lineage: Eukaryota; Fungi; Ascomycota; Sordariomycetes; Thyridiales; Thyridiaceae
Exons: 6
Coding region: 1-1896 (631 amino acids)
Biological process (GO): transmembrane transport
Molecular function (GO): transmembrane transporter activity
Source: RefSeq, a predicted model, not a curated record
AUGGACGUUGAAUAUGAUUCGGAAAAUGACUCGGAAAAGACCGAUGUGGAACCGAGCCAGCCGGCCUCGCUGAGACGGGCGGGAGAGGCCAGCCGGCUGGUCUAUGAUGUCGACGAGAUCCCGGGAUACCACGCCGACGGGCCAGAUGAUGACGACCCAUUGCCAAUGGCAGCGUCGCAUGUGGCGCACCGCCGGGGAUCAGGGGCUUCAGAGCGGCCACGGGAGGUCGUGGCCUGGCGCGAUCUGCCGCGGAAGAAGCAGCUGCUGGUGAUUGUGCUCGCUCGACUGAGCGAGCCGCUGGUCCAGACAUCUAUCCAGUCCUACAUGUUCUACCAGCUCAAAUGGUUCGACGAGACCCUGCCGGACUCGGUCAUCGCCGGCCAGGCCGGUGUCUUGCACGCAAGCUUUACCGCUGCGCAGUUCUUUACCGCCAUGCUCUGGGGACGCCUGGCAGACUCGAGCCGCGUUGGUCGCAAGUCUGUGAUUCUAAUUGGGUUAUCUGGAACGAUGAUCUCGUGUCUGGGCUUCGGCUUCUCGACGUCAUUCUGGCAAGCGUUGAUUUUCCGAUCCUUUGGUGGGAUCACGAAUGGAAACGUGGGAGUCAUGAGGACUAUGAUCAGCGAGACAAUCCGCGAGAAGAAGUACCAAUCCAGAGCCUUCCUCUUACUCCCCAUGACCUUCAACAUCGGAGUCAUCAUCGGCCCUAUCCUAGGCGGCAUCCUGUCCGACCCGGCCGGGAGCUACCCCAGCGUCUUUGGCAAAGUCGACUUCUUCCUCAAGUUCCCCUACGCCGCGCCAAACCUGCUCAGCGCAUUCUUCCUCCUCUCCGCCUGCCUUGCCGUCUGGCUCUGCCUUGAAGAGACCCUCGACGCCCGAAGAGAUAAGGGCGACAUAGGCCUCGAGCUAGGCACGAGACUUGCCUCCCUCCUCGCCCGCCUCUUCCGCCGCGGCCGACACCCCACGGGGCCCCACGCGUCGGUAUCCUACACCCCGAUCGCCUCCCGCGACGCGAGCACAGAAGUCGAGCUCUCGCCCGCCACCACCACGGCCCACCACCCCUUGCCCCUCUCGAAACACCGCCGCCCGCGCUACACCCAGCGCCUGCCCUUCGCCCGCAUCUUCACCCCCAACGUCGUCGCCACCUUCGCCUCGCUCUUCCUCCUCGGCUUCCACGUCGGCACCUUCAACUCGCUCUGGUUCGUCUUCCUCUCCACGCCCGUCUACGACCCGGCCGCGCCGGCCGCCCUGCCCCGCGCCCUCCCCUUCGUCUUCACGGGCGGGCUCGGCCUGCCGCCCCGCUCCGUCGGCCUCGCCAUGGCCAUCCUCGGCGCCCUCGGCAUCGCGCUCCAGCUCCUCGUCUACCCGACCCUGUCGGCGCGCCUCGGCACCGUGCGCUCCCUGCGGCUCUUCCUCGCCUGUUUUCCCGUCACGUACUUCCUCGUGCCCUACCUAGGCCUCGUCCCCAGCGACGCGGCCCACCCGCCCCCCGGCCCCGCGGGCGGCGCCCUCGUCUGGCUCGCCAUCGCGGGCGUCCUCUUCUGCCAGGUCCUCGCCCGCACCUUCGCCAUGCCCGCGCAGACCAUCCUCGUCAACAACUGCACGCCGCACCCGUCGGUGCUGGGCACCGUGCACGGCCUCGCGCAGAGCGUGGCGUCGUUUGCGCGCACCGUCGGCCCCGUCCUGUGCGGGUUCCUGUACGGGCUCGGCCUCGAGAGGGGCGUCAUCGGCGCCGUGUGGUGGGGGCUGAGCGGCGUCGCCGUGUGCGGGCUGGUGGCGAGCUGGUGGGUGCGGGAGGGGGAUGGGCAUGAGAUUUGGCUUGAGGGGGAUUAUGAGGGGGAGGAGGAGGAGGAGGAAGAAGAGGGUGGGCAUGGUGUCGUGGUCGGUGGUAGAGUGUAA